UGGUUGUUCUCAACAGAAAAUGGCGUCACCGUUCGUUCUGGCUGUGCAACCGGGGAAAACGCACUUGUUCCGAGCGCUUAAAUCGGAGCGAGAGUUGACUCGGACUCGCCACGACCGUCCGCGGAGAUAGAGCGAAUCCACGGGCCUACUUGGGAGCGAAUAUGGCACUUCAUAACAAAACACCGAAGAGGAGAGGACGCGUAAAGGCGGAAGGGUCACCAGACCUGUGCGCCAAAGCGGCUUCGGGAAGAUGGCACAGCGCCGCAAAGCGCAGCAUUUUAUCGUUCGGACGUGCCCUAUAAUCGCGCAAAUCCUCUCGAGCGUGUUCGGUUUGUGACACUUUAAGGACGCGAUUUCAUAUUUUGCUGGGUUUGGGUUCGGAAAGCACUGCAAGUUAGUGGCAACGUCGUCUUUUGUAUCAGGCUCUCGCCUCAGCCCGCCUUUACGCCGCACUCGCUCCCUGUUCAUAAAAGAGGCCUCUGAGAUGGAGGCUACUAACAGCGAAGAUCAGGGAAGCCGGACUAGUGACAAAUGCUGCCAGACUGAGACCCUUCAGGCCUGCUGUUGCCAAACAACAGAAACCCCUCAAGAGCCUUGUGGCAAAAAUCCAGUCCAUUCGAUUGAGCCCGGUGAUCCACCCCUGCUUCAGCAGCAGCUCCAGACCUCCAAGUCGGGAAUUCAUCAAAUCAUUGAGUGUUUUCGCUCAGGUACAGCUCAACUCAAACACAUGCUGCUGAAGGAGGUUGACACCAUAUUUGAGUGCAAAAUCUGUCGAAGUCUGUUCCGUGGUCUACCAAAUCUGGUCACUCACAAGGAGCUCUACUGCUUUUCCCGACAACCUCAGUCAGAUGAGCCUUCACAAGGUGGGCAGAGCCAAGCUAUCAAAGAACUUCUUCAAGCCAUCUAUCCACAGAAAGACCAAGAAAAACAUGUCAUUCAGCUGGAGGCCAUUGAGACGAACCCUAAUGCCGUAUUCCAACAAGUGGCACUAGUGGAAAUUCCUGACAUGCCAGAAAACCCAGCCCCUACACCCCAGACUAUGAUCCCGGUACCUGUGAAGAAAAAUCAACGCAAAUCUAUUUUGGCACCCAAAAAGGUCCAACAGUCAGAUUUUGAAGACGAGAUGGAAUCUGAACCUGAAGAACACGAGAUGGAAUCUGAACCUGAAGAACCUCCUGUUAAAGAAGGUCAGAGCUGCGAAGAGCAAAUAAAGAUUGAGCCGGUAGAAGGGGAGGAAGAAGAAGAGGAGAGUGCCACCUCUGAGGUUAAGGAGAUGAGGAUCUCUUGCUGCCUCUGCGGAAAAGACUUCAGCUCCAGACGCAGCGUACGACGCCACUGCCGGAAGAUGCAUUGGCAGAGGAUGGAGGAGUUACGCAAAUUUACAGAGACGCGCACAGUGCCUACCAGCCUGCUGUCUAUGGUGAAGGAUAAGCAUCCUGUUGAACCACCAUCUUCUCCUGGGAAGAGUUGCCCAGUGUGCAAAAAGUCCUUUGCCACCAAGGCCAAUGUUCGUCGCCACUUUGACGAGGUCCAUCGUGGUUUGAAGCGGGAUUUGAUCACGCCGGACAUUGCCACAAGACCAGGCCAGCCUCUUUUACUUGACACUCGUCCUCCUUCUCCAGCGAAAGCACCAAGCUCUCCUCUGAAGCAAGACAAGACACAGUACAACCUGACAAAUUGUCGCUGCAAGCUGUGCAAACGCAAGUACAGCUCCCAACUAAUGCUUAGGCGGCACAUGCGAAUCGUUCAUAAGAUGCCCAUUCUAGAAAACAGCUCUCAGAAGGCCAAAUCAAAGCACAAGAGAAGAGAUAAGUUUUACCCCAAGAAAGAGUCUCUCUCGAAAGCUUCAGAAGAUGAUGGAAACCACGAUGUGAGUUUUGACUUUAAGAGGAUCUACUGCUGGUUGUGUAAACGUCAGUUCAGUACCAGUCAGAACCUGAGCAAGCAUAUAGCCGAGCUGCACACCGAUGGAAACGACAGCAUAUACAUCAAGUUUUACCGAUGUCCCAUCUGCAGAUACGAGUCACGCCGAAAGCGCGAUGUCAUCCGCCAUAUCACAGUGGUGCACAAGAAGUCAUCACGUUAUCUGGCUAAGGUUAUGCCUGCCUUGGAGAACCAGGCAGUGAAGAAACCAGCUGAUGCAGUCUUCAGCAGUGCAACCAAGAAAACAAAUUCAAAAGAAGAGGGUAGCGGGGAGCAUAAAACGCAAGACCCACCAGCUUCUCCUAAAAGUUGUCAACAAGAUCCUCUUGUAUCUUCCAAAGCGAAGAAACAAGAUUCCCCAACAUCUCCAAACACUCGAAAGCAUUCCGCUCUAUCGUCGCUCAACACAGGCAAACUCGAGUCUCCACUUACACCACAAGACAAGAACCUUCAAAUGUCCAAGAACCCACAUGUCACUCGCAGUCAUAAUGUUAUCAAGGGGCCACCCAUCACCAGAAGCCAGGAGACCUGCACGGAGGUUAGGGUAACGAAAAACUUUUCCCUUCAUGCCUGCGAUAUGUGUGGCCGGGCAUUUGCCAAAAAGGUUUACCUGGAGACGCACAGGCGGAGACACAGGACUGCCAUCGCAAGUGGGGACAAAUUACAAGGAAGAAGCACUCGAUCAAAGGCCCUCAUUUGACUGAUUUUUCUCUGAAUACGUAGCACAUUUGCACUGGAUUCCAUGGAUGGGUUUAUCUCCAUGAGGAAGGGAUAUGGACAGACUUGUGGGUAGAAAACAGGAUAACCUUUGCAUAAAGGGUCAAAAAAAAACAAAAAAAAAAACGAAGUGCACCAAACAUGUUAUUCCAGCUUUUUACGCUGGAGGGCGCUGAUGUAAAAGAAUUGGUAUCCGCCCUCCAAAAGGAGAUUGAUCUUCAAUUGAUUUUGACUGAUUGACAAAGUAAAACAACUCUCAAAAUGAAUUUUGAUUAAUUUGUAAACGGAUUAUACCACUAUUUUUUGUAUUCUCUCUGACAGUUUAAAAAUACACAAAGAAUGUUUCAUAAAUGGACAAUGGACAAGACAUAGGAGGUAGCUCUGUAUAUGUACAGCAUGUCUAACUAAUGUUAAAUAUUCAUAAGUAGAUAAAUUAAUGUAACUCUGCUUCAUAUUUUCCUGCCAUGUGAUCAC
Molecule: messenger RNA, 3114 nt
Organism: Sinocyclocheilus rhinocerous
Lineage: Eukaryota; Metazoa; Chordata; Actinopteri; Cypriniformes; Cyprinidae
Gene: znf800a
Product: zinc finger protein 800a
Exons: 6
Coding region: 485-2623 (712 amino acids)
Source: RefSeq, a predicted model, not a curated record